Selaginella moellendorffii is the source of this 2152-nucleotide messenger RNA. RefSeq names its product subtilisin-like protease SBT5.3. NCBI's taxonomy places the organism in Eukaryota, Viridiplantae, Streptophyta, Lycopodiopsida, Selaginellales, Selaginellaceae. Gene Ontology annotation, biological process: proteolysis. Gene Ontology annotation, molecular function: serine-type endopeptidase activity. The transcript is spliced from 8 exons. The coding region runs from base 1 to 1992 and encodes 663 amino acids. The record is from RefSeq and is a predicted model, not a curated record.
AUGUCGUGCACGCACAAGUUCAUUCCUUCCUGGCGGAUACACUCGGAAGAUAAAAAGUACGAGUUAAUAAGGACAAUAUGUAUAUGCUUACCUUUGGUCGCAGGGAGAGAAGAGGUUGUUUCGAUUUUCCCAAGCAAGAGUCACAAGCUCCACACAACCCAUUCCUGGGACUUUUUGAAUACCAUCGACUCUUUCCCGGCUCAGAACAGCGAUCCCAGUGGUUGUGAGGCUUCUGGCCAAGACAUUAUUGUUGGCGUCUUUGACUCUGGUAUCUGGCCGGAGUCCAAGAGCUUCAACGACACGAUCUCACAUGGAUGCCAAAAUGCCAGCAAGUUGAUUGGAGCACGCUUUUACACAAACGGAUACGAUGCCAGCGACCCUGAGCUGCAAAAAACCUUCAUCAAAUCUGCACGGGAUACGGACGGACACGGGACACAUACCGCGUCAACUGCAGCGGGAAGGAUUGUCAACGGCAUAAGCUUCCCGGGAGGCCUUGGAGCUGGAGCUGCUAGGGGAGGAAGUCCAAACUCGAGAGUUGCCGCGUACAAAGUUUGCUGGGACGACUGCAAGGACCCUGACAUUCUAGCGGGCUUUGAUGAUGCCAUAGCCGACGGCGUCGACAUUAUAUCUGCGUCCAUCGGCCCGGAUCCUCCUCAGGCCAACUAUUUCGAGGAUGCUAUAUCCAUCGGAGCGUUCCAUGCCCUGCAGAAAAACAUCCUCGUGUCAUGCUCUGCCGGAAACAGUGGAGACCCUUUCACGGCUACCAACCUUUCGCCAUGGAUACUGACGGUUGCAGCGAGCUCCAUAGACAGGAGGUUUGAAGCCGAUGUGGUCCUUGGAAACGGAAAAAUACUUCAGGUAAUACAAGUCAUCGAGGAAACUCAAUGGUACCUAGUUGCUUUGUUGCGCAGUUUUUGCCAUGCGGACUCCCUGGACGACGUGAAAACCAAGGGGAAAAUAGUCGUUUGCCAGCAUGAAAUCCCGAUCGAGUCGAGGGGAGCCAAGGCCGCCGAAGUGAGUCGAGCUGGUGGUGCUGGAAUGAUCGACAUCAAUCCUGAAGUUAAAGACCUGGCACAACCUUUCGUGGUCCCUGCAUCACUGACCGACGAGGCCCAAGCGUCCAUUCUCCGUGCAUAUCUAAAUUCCACCAGCUCUCCCAUGGCCAAGUUCCUCAAGACAAACGUCGUCCUCCACGACAAGCCGUCCCCAAAAGUGGCAUUCUUCUCUUCGCGAGGUCCCAACACUGUUACUCCGGACAUCAUCAAGCCUGAUAUAACAGCACCAGGCCUCACAAUCCUCGCAGCGUGGCCCCCUAUAGCAACCGCAGGAGCCGGCAACCGAAGUGUCGACUACAACUUCCUCUCGGGAACGUCCAUGGCAUGCCCGCAUAUCACUGGGGUGGCAGCUUUGCUCAAGGCCAGAUUCCCAUACUGGACAGCAGCUAUGAUCAAGUCGGCGAUGAUGACCACUGGUAAAGAACUUAACACUUUCACCAACACCCCUGCCACUCCUUUCGAUUUUGGAUCCGGGCAUGUCAACCCAGUCGCGGCCCAGGAUCCCGGACUCGUGUAUGACAUAAGCUUGGAGGAGUAUACCAGCUUUGCCUGUGGCCUCGGCCCAUCCCCAGGAGCACUGAAGAACCUCACGAUCACUGCCUGUCCACCCAAUCCCAUCGCUUCCUACAAUCUAAACUAUCCUUCCAUCGGAGUAGCCGACCUGCGAGGCAGCCUCUCGGUCACCAGAUCGCUAACCAACGUCGGGCCAGCGCAAUCCCACUACAGGGCCAAGGUCUACUCACCUCCUGGCGUGAUCGUGUCGGUGUACCCCUCGGAGCUCCAAUUCACGCGGCCGCUCCAGAAGAUCUCCUUCACCGUGAGCUUGAGCGUCCAGCAGCGAUCCCAGGAUUUCGUGUUUGGCGCCCUCGUCUGGAGCGACGGCAAGCAUUUUGUGAGAAGCCCGAUCGCCGUGAAUGCUACAGCGAUUGCGAGCUAGCUAGCUUGCUAGUAGAGAGAGGAGAGCGAUGUAACAAAAAGGGGAUAAUCCGACACGAAAGAACGGAAAACCAUCGCUGUCGCACAGGCAGCCGUGGAGAUUCGACCUAAUCGGAGAGAGAAAGAAGAAAAUGCGCUGCCGGAUCCGACAGCCAUGAAGA